AUAUAAACAAAACGUGUAUUUAUUUACAUUAAUUUGAUAAACAAAAUCACAUUUUAACUGCAUUGCGACAUACACCUUGGUAUGCUUGAAAUUGAUUUACUUCUAAUAAAGUCUUCACCAAAUGGAUACGGACAAACUGAAUCGCGAGCUUCAAAUCUAUCGCAACCACGUAAAAAUCUGCCGGGAAAAUGUUAUACACAAAUUGGUACGCGAUAUAAAAUUCUGGAAAACUAAACAAGAAUCGCAGACGAAUAACAAACGAGCAACCAAAAAGGUGGAGUCGCUGGAAUUAAUUUUCAGUUUCAUACGAUCGCAAUCGGCAUCGGAUUUAGCUAAAGCCGUUAUAAGAUUUAAUCCGAAACAAGAUGUUGCCGGUGGAUCGCUUAGUACAGAGCAACGUGCAAUAAUGCGAUUUCACGAGAACAAAAAACUGCAACCUGAAACAAAGGCCUUGAUAAGAAAGUUUGGACUUAAGAGUAAAAUGGACGUGUUGGAUAAGUAUUUAAAGAGUGCAAAAGAGAGUAAAAGCAAAAGUAGGAAAAAGAAAAUUGACAAAAAGAGUAAGAAAAAAGGAAUGGAACAAGAUUCAGAAGAUCAAGGUUUUUGUGAAGUUGAUAAUCCCCCUGAAACAGAGGAAGAAAUCGUUUCUGACGAAGCAAACGAAACUAGUAAAUUUGUCAAAACUGCUCAAAUAAGCGUAAAAAAAUCAGACAGUAAAAAGUCGAAGCGAAAAGUUGUUAAAAGUCCAAGCAAGGUCCAAAAUGAAAAGAAAACUGUUAAACCACCAGAUGAGGAAGACGACGGCGAGGAGAAUUGCGUUAAGAUUCAGGACAGUUUUUUCGUGACGAGUUCUGGUCAGAGUUAUGUUGCCACAGCUCCCGUAGUAGACAGCAAACAGUUGGAAAAGGAAUACAAAAGUUGGAAAAGAAGCAAUAAACGAAAGGAAGUUUUUGGUAAAAAGGAAGACAAAUCCAGUGGGAAAACUGCGGCGGUUAAUGAUUUGCACUCGUCUUGGAAGGCUAAACAACAACAAAAAGCCAUACCAUCAUUUCAAGGUAAAAGAAAACACUUUGGCGAAGAUGAGGUGGAUAAAGAUAGCAACCAACUAAGCCUAGAUUUGCACCCCUCGUGGGCUGCUAAACAAAAACAAAAAACCCUGCAGCCGUUUUUGGGCAAGAAAACAAAAUUUGAUUCGACGGAAAGUGCGGAAAUAGUGGACAAAACUAGUGGCCAGGAUUUACACCCGUCAUGGGCUGCAAAACAGAAACAAAAAGGUAUCAAACCUUUUGUUGGUAAGAAAAUCGUGUUUGACUCCAGUGAGCCAACGACUGCAGCUAGUCCAAGCACAUCGGCGACUAGCAGGAGCGCAACGGAAAACAAAACUGUGCAACCGGUUGAUCUGCAUCCGUCUUGGGCUGCCAAGCAAAAGGAAAAAGGUAUCAAGGAAUUUCAAGGCAAGAAAAUUACAUUCGACGAUUGAGAGUGUAUGUAACCUUGCUUUAUCAUUCUUAAUGUUAAACUAUUAACUGGAAUAAAUAACAUACUGUCUAUAAUGUGAGUUAAA
Messenger RNA from Wyeomyia smithii (pitcher-plant mosquito), 1564 nucleotides. RefSeq lists its product as uncharacterized. Bases 122 to 1480 code for a protein of 452 amino acids. Gene Ontology annotation, cellular component: nucleus; 90S preribosome. The transcript has 3 exons. The record is from RefSeq and is a predicted model, not a curated record. Lineage: Eukaryota; Metazoa; Arthropoda; Insecta; Diptera; Culicidae. Gene Ontology annotation, biological process: maturation of SSU-rRNA.